UCUCCUGGCCCACCACCGCCGCGAUCCCAAUGGCUGCAGUCGUUGGAGCAGCCCCCGCCGCCACCGGGCAGCCACAGAAGCCUGCCGACGCGGAGGAGAUGGCGAGGCAGCUUCGCCCCCAGCUCCUUGGUUCAUGCCGAAAUGCACAUUGUGGACUGCGGAGUUCAGUUGGCGAGGGCCCGUCUCCGAACAGGGCAUUCUCAUCGCUCGCCAGGAAGCGGGACUCGCAGCCCGAGCUGGUCCUGAAGCCAACUAUCGUCGAAGAAGUGUCGGCGGGUAUCGACGAAGAGGAGGACGCGGUCAUCUUCCACAGUUUUGAUGACGAUGCAUUGGAGGAUGAGUUUGAGGAUGGGGCUUUUGAAGAUGAGUAUCUAGAAGAUGGUGCUGAUGUCUAUGUGAGUUAGUGCUGUUUUAAUAGAGCCCGUGUUCUAAUUUUUUUAGACACAAAUUUGAUAA
Messenger RNA from Eucalyptus grandis, 456 nucleotides. RefSeq lists its product as uncharacterized. Lineage: Eukaryota; Viridiplantae; Streptophyta; Magnoliopsida; Myrtales; Myrtaceae. The record is from RefSeq and is a predicted model, not a curated record. The coding region runs from base 30 to 404 and encodes 124 amino acids. The transcript is spliced from 3 exons.